UUGGAUUUCCAUUUAGGGCAAGUCGGUCAGCUUCGUCUUCGUUUCGGUGUCUAGUCCGUACGACCACUCUCAUUUUCAGUCUCUCUGUAAAAUCCUCCUUCAAUCUCUCAUCCGCCAUUUCUUCUUCAUUCUUCACCUCCAAAACCCUCAUAUUCUUCUCAUUUCAUCUUCAAUUCGAACCCCUUUUACCUCCUGAACAUGGGAUUUCUCCGUUUCUCACAUUUCCAAACCCUAAUUUUCUGAUUCUCUAUUUUCUGUUUCAAUUGUUUGUUAUUUCUUUUUGUUCUUGUGUUUCUUGACCCUGAGAUGGACGGGACUGCUAAUGGCUGUGAUUCUGGAUUGGCUUCCGGGAGUGGAAACUCUCAUCCGACGGUUCCGGCUCCUAUUACUAAUUCUAGCGCGCCUCCACCGUUUCUGAGUAAGACAUAUGAUAUGGUGGAUGACCCGGCUACCGAUGCGGUUGUGUCCUGGAGCCCUACCAAUAAUAGUUUUGUGGUUUGGAAUCCGCCUGAGUUCGCUAGGGAUCUUUUGCCCAAAUACUUCAAGCAUAAUAACUUCUCCAGUUUCGUCAGGCAGCUCAACACUUAUGGAUUCAGGAAAGUUGAUCCAGACCGUUGGGAAUUUGCUAACGAAGGCUUCUUAAGAGGUCAGAAACAUCUGCUUAAGAGUAUUACCCGGCGAAAACCUGUCCAUGGGCAAAGUCAGCAACAACCACAGCAGUCUCACGGACAAAGUUCCUCAGUUGGAGCUUGUGUGGAAGUUGGUAAGUUUGGUUUGGAGGAAGAGGUUGAGAGGCUUAAAAGAGACAAAAAUGUACUCAUGCAGGAACUUGUGAGACUGAGGCAGCAGCAACAGACUACUGACAACCAGCUGCAAACUAUGGUACAGCGUCUACAGGGGAUGGAGCAGCGACAACAGCAGAUGAUGUCAUUCCUUGCCAAGGCUGUGCAGAGCCCUGGCUUUUUGGCUCAGUUUGUGCAGCAGCAAAAUGAAAGUACUAGACGCAUAAGUGAGGCUAAUAAAAAGCGAAGGCUAAAGCAGGAUGGAAUUGCCGAGUCUGAUCAUUCUCCUGUUCCAGAUGGGCAAAUUGUGAAGUAUCAACCUCUCAUGAAUGAGGCAGCAAAAACAAUGCUGAGGCAGAUAAUGAAAGUGGAUACUUCACAUUUGGAACCAUCGAACCACAAUACCGACAAUUUUCUAAUUCGUGAUGGUUUGCAAUCGCAGUGUGCAGCAAUGGACAAUGGGAACUCUUCCAGUUCUGUAUCAGGCGUGACUCUUCAAGAGGUACCUCCAACCUCAUCUUUUAAUUCAGUUGCUUCUGGUGUUCCUCAUGGCCCCUCAACAACCAAAUCAGAAAUCCAAUCGUCACCUCAAGCUACAAAUUCUGACAACAUUUCAGCUUCUCCCUUUGCUCUUAACGCCGUGCGGGGUCCAGGGGCACGAGAAGCUUCUUCCUUAUCAGUUUCUGAGACAGAUGUAAUAAUGCCUGAGCUUUCCCAUUUAUCUGAAAUGGUGUCUGAGAACAUUCUUGAUGUUCCUGAAGUGGAUUAUAGGGUGCCUGAGGCAGGAAAUGGUGCAUUUAUAAGUCCGAAUUUUUUGGAUGCCAACGGAACUAUUCCUAUAGAUAUUGAUAACAUGUCCCCUGAUGCUGACAUCGAUGCCUUGCUAGAUAAUUCCAACUUUUGGGAUGAUUUGCUUGUGCAAAGUCCAUGUCAGGAUGAUGAGGUUGAUUUUCUGGUUGGAGGAGGGUUACCAAAGACAAACGAUAUGCAACUGGCAGAAAAUGCAUGGGACAAAUCUAAACAUGUGGAUAAACUUACAGAACAGAUGGGCCUUCUCACUUCAGAAAUUAAAAGGGUUUGAACUUGAUCGUCAAAUGUAAAUUAGUUUCAAAUGACCGAUUAAGGUUGCCCUUCAAUGGUCGUGGAGAAAAGACUUUUGAUGGAUUAACACCCUCUUUCAUAUCUUUUGUCCACUUUACGAAGCUAUUUGGCUAGAAUAUUGCGGUAAGGUCUGUAAAUACUAUAAGCAAUGAUGUUGACGGUUAUCAUAUUGUCUUCAGAUGAAUUUUAGAUUCUCUCAGCCUCUUGGAUUGAAAGAGAUGGAAUUGAAAGUUAUUGAUAUUACAGGGUUUUGUUACUUUGGAGGCAAUAAUAUCAAUUUCGGUUGGUGCCAAUCCGUUUUAAGAGCUUUUCGAACAGGAUGUUGAUUCCCAGUUAAUUGUUAGCAUCGUACUAAUGGUUGAUUAUAGCAAAUGUUAUUUUUAGUACAUUUUGCCUUUGCA
Molecule: messenger RNA, 2284 nt
Organism: Cucumis sativus (cucumber)
Lineage: Eukaryota; Viridiplantae; Streptophyta; Magnoliopsida; Cucurbitales; Cucurbitaceae
Product: heat stress transcription factor A-1d
Exons: 3
Coding region: 307-1863 (518 amino acids)
Biological process (GO): regulation of transcription by RNA polymerase II
Cellular component (GO): nucleus
Molecular function (GO): DNA-binding transcription factor activity; RNA polymerase II cis-regulatory region sequence-specific DNA binding
Source: RefSeq, a predicted model, not a curated record